AUGUCUGCAACAAAAAUACAGCCGACAUAUCAUGGCUACAUUGGGUCUACCAAAGAUGCUUUAUUGGUUAUACAACAGGCUUUGAACAAGCAAGUAGAGUUAGUACCCCGAAGGCCGCAAGAAAAGGAAAGACCACAUUUGAUACAGUCGGGAAACGUGUUUGUAUUCAUUGAAGAACAUUCUGGGAUUAAGAGAUGGACAGAUGGAACUGCAUGGUCGCCGUCGCGUAUCUUGGGACGCUUUUUGGUGUAUCGCGAACUAGAUAAAAACACAAAAGACGACAAAGAUGAUAAGAAAAAGAAGAAGCGGAAAACAAGCACAAGCAGUGUUGGCGCCAACAACAGCAAUAGCCAAGAACAAUUGGUUGAUCCAUUGGAUUCUCAAAGACGAACACCCCCUUUACAAGCACUACAACUGUUACAUCCACUACCUCGAAGUGAAGUUAGUAUUCACCACGGUGGUCAAGAACAACAACACCACAUCCAACCACACCAACACCAACAACAACUGCUUUCGCUGUAUCCACAAAGCAUGAUCCCAGCAAACUCCAUUCCUGCUGCUAACGCAUAUGGGAAUUCCAAUACUACUGAUUACCAGAAAAGCUUGCUUAGUGGUCCGUUGGUGACUUCGUAUGUAUUCAAAGACCAAGGCUUGAUUAAAAAGACAUUGUCGCUCACUACAAAGACAAAAGCUUUAAACUUGCAUGGCCGAGACGAGAAGCAAACAGUUCAUUUGAUCAGUUAUUAUAAUGCACAGGAAGUUAUGAAUGGGAAACUUCAACGUCCUUCAGAGUCGGAUUAUAGGAAUGUGCAGAUAUCUCCGGCAUUGUGGAAUGCAGUAAAGGACAGUUCAUUGGGUGGUAAAGUACCCAUUGAAGAUGAGGCAUUCUACUUUCUUGAUAAUAAUUAUCAGUUGCAGAACAUGUCUUCGAUGCAGCCACCAAUGCCAUCAACACUACCAACAUCUGUGGGUAAUAGUGCCGACUAUUUCAGUCAAAAGCAAGGAUAUAAUAGAUUCAAUCAGAGUUUGCUACUGCAGCCUCAAUAUCAUGCACCACCUCAAAAUCCAAAUCAACAACCGCAACAACUUCUGCUAUACCAGCAACAACAGCAACAAAUGCAUCAGCGCCAAGGCUCGCCGCAAUAUUUUGCUAAUGAAACUCAGCUGAUAAAGAGAGAAGACGACAAUAGCGGAGAUGUGAAUUUUAUCAAUCCAUUUGGGAACCAUCAACAAAAUACAGGAGGCAACGGGUACCCUUUUAAUAACACAACAGCGCACAAUCACAAUCCCUAUUUUGUACACGGCCAGCACCAACUACAGCAGCAACAAGUGCUACAACAACAACAACAACAUAAUCAUCAUCAUCAUCAAAACCAGCGGCAGCAACAGCAACAGCAGCCGCAUUUGCCACCACACGGUCCAUCACAGUUUUCCAGCUCAAACCAGAUUCCACAACAACCACAGUUCAACCAGUUUGUUCAACCUAAUUUUCAACCUCCGGUAGGGUCGCAUACUCAAGAUAUAUAUCAAACUCAUUACCAACCACAACAGUACAAUGUACAAAACCAAGCACCUAUUCUGGCUGUCCCUACACCGAUGCCUCAAGGGCAACCAAAUCAUUCACUCCAAUACGGUUCUAUUGGCUCAACAUCCACAUCCACCUCAUCAUCAGAUCACUACCCACAUGGAACAUCAGUCAGCUCAGCUGGUAGUGGUGGUCCGAUUCAGCACUCAGGAUCUAUCGGCACAAGCAUGAGUGGUGCUCCGACUCUCGGAUCAAGUGCUAGCAGCAUACCCACUGUAAGUAGUGCAGGUACUUCUAUAUCUGGAAGCAAUCGGAAAUUGAGCCAUUUCAAUUCUAGUAGCUCGGGUAAAAUUCCAACAACUUCGACCCUUGCGCAUUCAAAUAGUUUUGGUGGUGCAGGCAGUGUUAGCGGUGCUGGGAUUGGUACAGGUAACAAUGCCGGAAAUAACUGGUUCGGCAACAAUUCUGCUGGGUCAAUUCCGACUAUUAGCGAAGGGUUCUCUAAUCAAGCAACUCCUGCUCCAAAUGCUUUGAACUCUGGAACAAGCAGCAUUGGUGAUUUAAACUCUUCAUCAACGUCCAUUGUACCAAGUGUUGCUCAAAAUCAAAAUUCGCAACAUGACUCGCAGUUGGCACACUCUCAUCAAGUAGGAGGGAACAAUGCGUAUCCCCCACGCCAGCCACACCACCAACAACAAGGUCACAAUCAGACAAUAUAUACUUCAGCUUCUUCAUUGCCACCUCAACAGCAAAAAUGGACCGGUGGUUUUAAUGCUCCACCACCUGCACCUCCUCGACCACCACUGCAUUUGCCUCUGCUGCUGCUGCUACAACAACAACAACAACAACAUCAAUACCAGAAUCAGCCACCGUCAUCUGCAGCAGGAACUGCACCAAACCACCAGUCGCCUGAUACAGUUGGCGUGGCAGCAAAUGCAAGUGCGGGUGGUUUGCUGAGACCUAUAGCAAGUGAGCCCAAUGGCGCAAGCAGUGGCUCAUAUUUUCCAAGCACGUAA
This is a messenger RNA of Lodderomyces elongisporus, 2541 nucleotides long. RefSeq names its product transcription factor WOR1 (gene WOR1). The record is from RefSeq and is a predicted model, not a curated record. NCBI's taxonomy places the organism in Eukaryota, Fungi, Ascomycota, Pichiomycetes, Serinales, Debaryomycetaceae. Gene Ontology annotation, molecular function: DNA binding. The transcript has a single exon. Bases 1 to 2541 code for a protein of 846 amino acids.